GUGCAGACUGAACACACACCUCGGUCAGAAAGGAAAAGAAGAGACUCCUUCGGGAUGUUUGAUGGCUACGACAGUUGCAGCGAGGACUCUAGCAGCAGUUCCAGCUCGGACGAGAGUGAAGAAGAAGUCACGUCUCUGCCAGCAAGCUUGCCUAUCAUCAAGAAUAAUGGACAAGUUUACACGUACCCUGAUGGCAAGGCAGGGAUGGCUACCUGUGAAAUGUGUGGGAUGGUUGGUGUAAGAGAUGCGUUUUACUCGAAAACAAAGCGUUUCUGCAGUGUUUCGUGUUCAAGAAGUUAUUCAUCUAAUUCGAAGAAAGCCAGCAUUCUGGCCAGACUCCAGGGCAAACCUCCAACAAAAAAAGCAAAAGUUUUACAGAAGCAACCUCUCGUAGCAAAACUGGCAGCAUAUGCUCAGUAUCAAGCGAGUCAGCAGAAUCAAGCAAAGGCAAAAACAGUUGUACCUGUUGAAGGCUUUGACUGGGGGCGUUAUAUUAAUAGCAAUAACUUUGUUGGAGCACCAGUUACCUGCUUUAAACAUGUACCUAUAUCAAAAUGCUGGGGAGACAUCGCAGAGGGUGUAAGAGUAGAAGUCCUAAAUACAGACAAUAAUCUGCCCACCAAGGUGUACUGGAUAGCUGGGAUUGUCAAAUUGUCAGGUUUUAAGGCAUUACUUCGAUAUGAAGGCUUUGACAAUGACGGCAGCCAUGACUUCUGGUGCAACCUCUGUGACUCUGACGUUCAUCCGGUUGGAUGGUGCGCAACCAGCGGGAAGCCACUUGUUCCUCCAAGAUCUAUUCAACAUAAGUACUCAAACUGGAAAGCAUUUCUUGUGAAGAGAUUAACUGGUGCCAAAACUCUUCCCCCAGAUUUUGCUUCAAAGGUACAAGAAUGCAUGCAGUACCCUUUUAAACCAUUGAUGAGAGUGGAAGUGGUCGAUAAAAUGCACCUCUGUCGAACGCGGGUCGCCAUUGUGGACAGCGUGAUUGGAGGUCGUCUCCGCCUGAUCUAUGAAGAGAGCGAAGACGGCUCUGAUGACUUCUGGUGUCACAUGUACAGUCCGCUCAUCCACCCAGUCGGGUGGUCACGAAGCAUCGGGCACAGAUUUAAACGUUCGGAUGUUUCGAAGAAGCAGGAAGGAGUGUAUGAUGCACCUGCUGAUUUAUUUUUGAAGGUGAAAGACGUUGACCAAACUGGGGAAUGGUUCAAAGAUGGAAUGAAGCUCGAAGCAAUCGAUCCUCUGAAUCUCUCCACGAUAUGUGUAGCUACUGUAAGAAAGGUACUCGCAGAUGGAUACUUAAUGAUCGGCAUUGAUGGCUCUGAAGCAGCCGAUGGUUCUGACUGGUUUUGCUAUCAUGCCACCUCCCCGUCAAUAUUCCCCGUUGGCUUCUGUGAAAUCAACAUGAUAGAGCUGACCCCACCCCGAGGCUACACAAAGCUCCCAUUUAAAUGGUUUGACUACCUCAGGGAAACUGGAUCAACAGCAGCACCCGUCAAACUGUUCAAUAAGGAGGUCCCAAACCACGGCUUUCAAAGUGGUAUGAAGCUGGAGGCUGUGGAUCUCAUGGAGCCUCGACUGGUGUGUGUCGCCACAGUCACGCGGAUUGUCCACCGUCUGCUGAGAAUUCACUUUGACGGCUGGGAGGAUGAGUAUGAUCAGUGGGUGGAUUGCGAGUCUCCUGAUCUUUACCCUGCAGGCUGGUGUGAGUUGACUAGCUAUCAGCUACAGCCUCCAGCAGCACAGACUCCAAGAGACAAUCAAAUGAGUGUAACAAAGCCGAAGAAAAAGUCACAGCAGUACAAAGGACACAAGAAAACAACUACACAGCAGCUAAAGGAAGAGCUACUGGAAGGCGACGACUUUACCUUCUUGCAAGGCGUCUCUGAUCAGGAGAGCAAUGGUUCAGGCAGCUACUACAUUAAACAAGAACCAUAAGACAGCUAAAGGACUUUUGACAAAGCAAAAGCCUUAAUUUCACCUGUGGUGGUGAGCACUUUGUUUGUUUGUUUGUUUGUUUUGUUCUUCAUUUUUGAACUGUCUUCAGUUAGACACACCUGUUGAUUGCAAAAAGAGAUUUGAAUUAUUGUGAGAAACAAACGAAACGUUCUGCUUGAUCUGAAAUUGAAUAUUUUGCAGGAAAUGUUUUGUCGACAAUUUGCCAGAUGGACUUGUUCAUUGUACUUGAAAAAUGUCAGUCUAAGUCGUUAAGAGAGCCGUCUCCAUUGACCAUCAGCGUACAUGAACCGAUGACGGAGGUGACCUCGUAGGUGGAACUGUUUGCAAAUGACACUAUGCUGCACACUGGCUUUGGAUCAAUGGCACAAACACACACACACACACACACACACACUCACUCGCACACUCACUCUCGGUGUCUCUCCUGAUGCUCACGUAUGCCGGCGAACUCUCCACCUCUUCAGAGACUCGCCUUUCUUUACCAGAUGUAGAUCUGCUAGGUCUUUUUGUGAAGAAGGACAAUUUAAUGUGAAUUUUUUUACAUAAAUUAUAAAUGAACAUUGUAGCUAAGAUAAGAAAUUAUAAAUGCAAAGUGUAGAUAACCGAUCUUUACUGAAAUAUAUUACACUUAUCCAAAAAAGAAUUAUUUGUAUGGUUUCGCGCAAUACUGAAUCCACAAAGAUUUAUCGUAUUCAAAGUCUUUAUACCACAUUUCUCGAUGUUUUUUCUUGUUUUUUGUUUUUUUCUUUUCAGUAAAUCUUAACCUAUGAAAUUCUCAGGAAGUCAUUUUUAUUUUUGUUGAAGAUAUACAGAUACAGAUAUAGAAUUUGAGCCUGCAUCCUACUGCUUUGCGAGGUGUGCCAGUAUUCACGGUUAUGCAUAGCACAUCCGAAGUCAAGAAAAUAUCAAAAGUUAUUUAAGAGUGUUGACUACAAAAGUAUUAUAAAGAGAAGCGUUUUAUAUUUUCAGAAUAAGUGUGAUUUAUUACAGUGCAGGAGGAGGUGCCGGCGUGAAGGACUGUUAGAACAAAGCGACAGAGUACGGUGACGCGACACGGGAAUCGAUUUAAAACCAGCAAUUCUGUUUUGGGGCAUCCGAGCCUUUGGGGGGUCUCUGUGGGGUCGUAGCUCGUUUGUUUGCUUGUUUGUUUGUUUGUUAUUUUGCGUUUUAAAGGACAGAAGAUGGAGGCCUGGCAGUCGAGGCUCCUUCUGCGUGUCCGGCACCACACUAUUGGGGAGAGGAGGCUCGCAAACCCGCGGCGUACGGAACAGGAAGAGUUUUUCUAUUUCAACGUGUAUGCUUUUGCAUUUUUCUUUUAUUUUUAGAAGGAAGAGCAAUAAAUACAUAUAAAUAUAUACAUAUAUAGAUAUAUAUAGAUAUACUUUUUUAAAGAGAAGAGCUGUUGAGUGGACAGACCAGUUUUUGCUCCGAUGAUCUUACACAUUCAGCCGUUGUCUUGCUGUUUCGAUGUUCCUUUAAUGUUGAAUACGACUUUUUCUAUUUGAUGUUUCCUUAACUGAAAGCGAUGGUGUCAUUUUCUUUUCUUUUCUUUUCAUUUUUUUUGGUGUUUGUUUGGCUUUUGUUGUGUUUUUUUUUUUUUGUUCUCUUGCCCAUUUCUACCUGACGGUGGACGGCUGAAGGGCGCAGCUUCUGUUUUCCUGUCCGUGUCCGUUUUUCUGCUUUCCUUUCUCGUUCCUCUCCCUCCCCGCGCGACACUUCUUUGACAUUUGUUUGGUUUGAGAAGAAGAUCCAAUUAAACGUUAACACUAUUUUGCUGAACCAAAUGUUGUAAAUAAAGAAAAAGGAAAACAGAAGAGAAGAGAGACCAAGCAGCUUGAACGAGCCCACUGUCCAGGAGGCCGAUUUCGCUUGUUUUUUGGAUACUAACACGGGUUCUUGCUUAUUUUUCUUAUGUGGAAUCCCCUCUGCCCUCAGUCUUUGUAUUAUGGUGCUAUAUAUUUGAUAUACUGAUGAUCCUUUAUAACUGGGGAAUUACUUUGAGAAACUGUGAUAUGGGGAAAUGGACGUUUUCUUCCAUACUCUUGUAUUUUGAAUACAAACCUUCUAGCGGUCCUUUGUUUAAAAAAGAAAAAGAAAAAAAAAAAAACAAAAACACACACAUACAGAAGUUAAAAAUGUAAAAAAAAUUUGGGGUGGGGGGUGCGUGCCGAGGCGCUUGUACUUUUUUUUGUCACCAUGGUACUGUGUACAGGGGGAAGUACGAUGUAUAGGGUUUCUACAUUCUUUUCUGUAACCAUUUUGAUAUUCGCACAGA
Molecule: messenger RNA, 4231 nt
Organism: Polypterus senegalus (gray bichir)
Lineage: Eukaryota; Metazoa; Chordata; Cladistia; Polypteriformes; Polypteridae
Gene: mbtd1
Product: mbt domain containing 1
Exons: 15
Coding region: 55-1935 (626 amino acids)
Biological process (GO): regulation of DNA-templated transcription
Cellular component (GO): nucleus
Molecular function (GO): zinc ion binding
Source: RefSeq, a predicted model, not a curated record